CGCGCUCUCCUUUUCUCUCCGGUUGCUUCGUUAUACCCGUCUCGUUUCAGAUGUUGCGGAAGGUGCAGUUACGAGGACAGGCGUUCUCGGUUCGCGCGGGAAAUCGAGCAUCUAACGCGUGUAACCCGUGUCUGCGUCUUCAAUUUUCGUGAACGAUGUCGAGCCCGAUGAGACCGCCGAGGACUCCUGUCCCCCAGGAUGACAAUCGCUCGACGAACGGUACGCCGAGGAGGCAACAGCGGACUCCAACCUCCGUCAGAGCAGCCUCGGUCGCUGGAACACCCAGCACCACAGGCUCCGCGUCUACUAGACAAGGCACGCCUCAGAGGAGACCAGGCAACAAUCCGCUGGACACUCCAUUACGAUGGGGCAGCCGUCACACGCAGGAGAUGAUCGCGCCUUCGUCGGAGAGCACAUCUUCCGUGCCUUCUCCCAAUGUACCAAUGCAAACGAGUCCCCUAGCUGCGGGCAUGAGCGAGAUAGAACUGUCAUCGCCGCUGAAUUAUGGCACCCCUAGCUCUUUGGUCUCGGUUCGUACUCCUCGUAGCGGUGUCAGGGGUACACCUGCUCGCCAGCGACCGGACGUCCAGUCCGACAGGCGAAUGCGGCAGGUUAAUUUGGCUGAACCGACAAUACCAGAGGAGCCUAACGCACAGAGAACAUCGGAGAGCGAGAACGGCCCGCAGUUGGUAAUCUGGGGUACAAACGUCGUGGUGGACCAGUGCAAGGAACAGUUCAAGCGGUUUAUCCUGCGCUUCAUCGACCCAGAGGCGGAGAACGACGAGCUGCCGGAGAAUAUGAACCUGUCGGAACCGCUCUACUUGCAGAAGCUCGAGGAGAUACACACGCUCGAGGAGCCGUUCUUGAACGUGAACUGUGCGCACCUCGAGGCGUUCGACCAUCAGCUGUACAGUCGCUUGGUCUCUUAUCCUCAGGAGGUGAUACCGGCAUUCGACAUGACCGCGAACGAGAUGUUCUUCGAGCGGUAUCCCGCGGCGGUGUUGGAGCACCAGAUCCAAGUACGUCCGUACAACGUCACCCGGACCAAGAGCAUGCGUCUUCUGAACCCGGAAGACAUUGACCAGCUGAUCACGAUCACCGGCAUGGUCAUCAGGACGUCGAACAUCAUGCCGGAGAUGCGCGAGGCAUUCUUCAAGUGCAUCGUGUGCUCGUUCACGACCACCGUGGAGAUCGACAGGGGCCACAUUGCCGAGCCUACGGUGUGCACGCACUGCAACAACAAUUACUGCUUCAACCUGAUCCACAACCGCAGCCACUUCUCCGACAAGCAGAUGAUCAAGCUGCAAGAGUCGCCCGACGACAUGCCAGCUGGCCAAACCCCUCACACGGUGGUGCUCUUCGCGCACAAUAACCUGGUGGACGCCGUCUCGCCGGGCGACAGAGUCUCCGUCACCGGUAUAUAUCGCGCGUUGCCGAUGCGCGUUAAUCCACGGCAGUCCAACGUGCGGGCUAUCUACAGGACGCACGUUGACGUCGUCCACUUCAGGAAACAAGACUCGAAGCGAUUGUACGAGCAGGAGGAGGGCAAAGAUCACGUUUUCCCACCGGAAAGAGUAGAAUUAUUGAAACUGUUGUCGCAGAAGGAAGAUGUGUACGAGCGAUUGGCACGACAUAUCGCUCCCAGCAUCUACGAAAAUGAAGACGUUAAGAAGGGAAUAUUGCUGCAACUGUUUGGCGGAGUGAAGAAAGAACAGAAAUCGAGCAAGAAACAUUUCCGGUCCGACAUCAAUAUACUCUUGUGCGGAGACCCCGGCACGAGUAAAUCGCAGUUGCUGCAGUUUGUUUUCAAUUUGGUACCACGCUCACAGUACAGCAGCGGAAAGGGUUCCAGCGCCGUCGGACUGACCGCCUUCGUAACCAAAGAUCCGGAAACUCGGCAAUUGGUACUGCAAACCGGCGCCUUGGUGCUCGCCGACAACGGUAUCUGUUGCAUCGACGAAUUCGAUAAAAUGAAUGACAGCACGCGCUCGGUGCUACACGAAGUUAUGGAGCAGCAAACACUGAGUAUCGCGAAGGCAGGCAUCAUCUGUCAAUUGAACGCGAGAACCAGCAUUCUGGCAGCAGCCAAUCCCUGCGAGUCGCAGUGGAAUAAGAACAAGACGGUAAUUGAGAACGUCAUGUUACCGCACACCUUAAUGUCGCGUUUCGACUUGAUCUUCCUAAUGCUGGAUCCUCAGGACGAGGUGUUCGACAGAAAGCUCGCUAGACACCUGGUAUCACUUUAUUACAAAUCCGAUAUGGAGGAGGAGGACGACAUCGUGGACAUGAGCGUCCUGCGCGAUUACAUCGCUUACGCCAAGGAACACGUGCAUCCUGUUCUCAAUGAGGAGAGCCAACAGAGGCUGAUCCAGGCCUACGUCGAUAUGCGCAGGGUCGGGAGCGGACACGGACAGAUCACGGCCUAUCCGAGACAAUUGGAAUCGCUGAUCCGGCUCGCCGAGGCACAUGCCAAGAUGCGAUUCAGCAGCGUAGUCGAAAUAGACGACGUGGAAGAAGCUUGGAGGUUACAUCGCGAGGCGUUGAAGCAAUCGGCCAUCGAUCCGUUGAGCGGCAAAAUCGAUAUUAGUAUUUUAACGACUGGCAUGUCGCUGGCGGCAAGGAAACGUAGGCAGGAACUGGUCGAGGCUCUGAAAAGGCUUAUCAAGGGUAAGGAUAAGGCGCCGGCCCUGAAUUACCAGAAGAUUUUCACGGAGCUGAAAGAAUCGUCGAGUGUGUUGGUAACGCGUGAAAUGUUCGAAGACGCCUUAAGGGAACUACAGGAUAACGGUGUCGUGAUUGUAACCGGCAGGAAUAGCAUUCGCGUUUGCUAGAAUUGUUCAGGUUAUACUUAAUUUUUUAUACUUUGUUACGACAUUAAUCUUCCGAGAUUUGCUGGCACAAAUAUAAUUGUGUAGCAGAAGAUUCUUUUAUUUUACCGUUUUAUUUUAAGGUUUUUAAUAAUCCACGCUAUUAUGCGGAAUCAUAAUUUAUAAGCUAGGCAUAAGGACUCCAUAAGCUAGGCAUUUUUUAAUUAUUCUCUGAUGUGUAAUUUUUGCGGACAGUAAAACAAGCAUGUAUUAAUCAAUAUGUACGAAGUCUUAAUUGAAAGCGAAAGAAACAGCGCACCAGAAAUCCGAGGAAACACCUCUGUGCAUUUCAAGAUUGUUAUUUGCGACACUUACAUCACUACGAGAUCACUUUUCAAUUGGAAACUUAUAAAUUCGUAUAAUCAA
This is a messenger RNA of Ooceraea biroi (clonal raider ant), 3233 nucleotides long. RefSeq names its product disc proliferation abnormal (gene dpa). Gene Ontology annotation, molecular function: single-stranded DNA binding; ATP binding; ATP hydrolysis activity. The record is from RefSeq and is a predicted model, not a curated record. Gene Ontology annotation, biological process: mitotic DNA replication initiation; double-strand break repair via break-induced replication; DNA replication. Lineage: Eukaryota; Metazoa; Arthropoda; Insecta; Hymenoptera; Formicidae. Gene Ontology annotation, cellular component: MCM complex; nucleus.